AUGUCUUCACCUGCUUCUUCCGCGACACCCUCCACGCCCACGACGCCCUCGGCAUCAAACCCAUCCUGGUCCUACACCGGCUGCUUCGUUGACACCGUCAACCCGCGCACCCUCCCGCAAUGGUCAAACUUCAACGGGCCGAACAUGAAGAACGACGCGUGCGUCUCAUUCUGUGAUUCGCGCGGAUACACCAUUGCAGGCACUGAGUACGCCGGGCAAUGUUUCUGUGGGAACGAGAUCACAACCCCGAAGUUGGAUGAGGGUAAGUGCAACAUGGCUUGUACUGGGGCGGCAGGGGAGAUGUGCGGAGGACCCGGUGCCCUCAGUUUAUGGACGAAGAGCGGUUCGGGCAGCAAGAAAAUGGUCAAGAGACAGCAGCUCAGCUACAAGCCGUGGAGGAAGAUGAUGGGGUAUUGA
Cladophialophora psammophila CBS 110553 is the source of this 417-nucleotide messenger RNA. RefSeq lists its product as uncharacterized. The transcript has a single exon. Lineage: Eukaryota; Fungi; Ascomycota; Eurotiomycetes; Chaetothyriales; Herpotrichiellaceae. Bases 1 to 417 code for a protein of 138 amino acids. The record is from RefSeq and is a predicted model, not a curated record.